AUGGGGAAUGCCCAACCCUGGUCUUCUGCACAGACAUCCUCUUUCCAGGCUGCUCGUCAGUCUCGCCAUUCGGCCUGCCUCAGGCCCGUUAGCCAGUUGACCUUCUGUCCCGAAGCCAUGGCCGCGCCUCUCAGAUCUCCUACUACUGCUGGCCUUCAUUCAGGUAAGCCAUUUCACUCUCGUCUUUUGACUCUUGUUAAGGUAGACGAUUAA
Molecule: messenger RNA, 213 nt
Organism: Protopolystoma xenopodis
Lineage: Eukaryota; Metazoa; Platyhelminthes; Monogenea; Polystomatidea; Polystomatidae
Source: the annotation of a GenBank genome assembly